Trichomonas vaginalis G3 is the source of this 492-nucleotide messenger RNA. RefSeq lists its product as uncharacterized. The record is from RefSeq and is a predicted model, not a curated record. The transcript has a single exon. The coding region runs from base 1 to 492 and encodes 163 amino acids. NCBI's taxonomy places the organism in Eukaryota, Parabasalia, Trichomonadida, Trichomonadidae.
AUGAAUGUUAAACUUAUUGCAGGAGUUUUGAAGUUCAGUUAUGCGAAAGAGUUUAAGAUACCAAGAAUGAGUCAUAGAGUACAACUUCUUUUGGGAGCAUACCAUAUGACAUUUCCUUUGAAAAGUGUUGACAAAACGAUUGAGAUGAAAUCUGUUCCAUACGUAUGUUAUGGCAAUUGUUUGUACAUUGAGUCAAAAAUAGCUAAUGUCACAGGUAUUUCAGGAGUUAAUAGUAAAGGUUCAGUAGAAUAUAAAUCCUUCUGUUAUGCAGUCAAUUCAAUGUUCAUUCCAAACGUUCCUGUCAUAGCAACUCAUUUAGGUAAAUGGGUUCGCAUUAGUCCUCAUAAUUUGAAAGACAUGCAAUUCAGACUUGUUGACUUUCAAGGAGAGCCUGUAGAACUGAAGGCACCAGUGCGAAUGACUGUUGAAGUUGACUUUUUAGAAAAUAUUAAAUGCAACAGCUUACAAGAGAACUCAGAGCUAAAAAUAUAA